UUCCCGCCAUUUGUCUGCCUUCCCAGAACAGCUGCUGAGGUUGGAGGAGGAGGAGGAGGAGGAUGGGAUUUUGGCCUGGAUUUGACCUCAGCCUCCCUCUUGGAAGGCUGCUUUGGAUAUGAACUUUAUGGUUCCACACUGGUCUACCUCCAGAGGGGCUUUGUAAUCCCAUAAGCAGGCCAGCAACGGACUUUCCUCCCAUCCCAGCCAUGCAGGACGACACUCUCCCAUCUUCAGUGUUGCAAGCUUGUUCUCAUCCAGGAAUUUCUCCAGUGUGUGGUCAAAGGCUUUCAUGGCCGGAAUCGCUUUCUCCAGACCUUUGCCCGAGAAAAGAUCUGACAGGAGAGACAACGCUUCCUUUUCUCAUGGCAGAAUUUGCCCAGGGGCACGGCUCCGCGAUGAAGAAGCAAGGAAUAAGACACGGUUACCCGACAGUUCAGGCUUGGAGCAAAGGAACCUUCUGGGAAAGAGGAAGCAUGCCGAAGGGGACGGCGAAGGAUGCACUUAGUUCGGAGGCAUGGCGCCAGUACUUUCGACAGUUCUGCUACAAAGACACUGAGACGCCCCGGGAAAUAUGCGACCGACUCCACUCUCUCUGCCGCCAGUGGCUGAAGCCAGAGAAACACACCAAGGCCCAAAUCCUGGACCUGGUGGUGCUGGAGCAGUUCCUGGCUGUCCUUCCCUUGGAGAUGAAGGACUGGGUGAGAGAAUGUGGGGCGGAGACCUGUUCCCAGGCGGUUGCCUUGGCAGAAGGGUUCCUCCUGAGUCGGGCACAAGAGGAGAAGCAGCAGGAUCAGCAGGAAGUCUUCAUGGGAGAGUCUGCUGAUUUCCCUGAUGUGGAGCAGGGUCCUUUCGACUCCGGAGAGAGAAGGCAGUACAGGUGGAUUGCACAGAAACAGGAUGUAGACGCCGUCACCUCGAGCUCCAAUUUGGAUAAGGUGAACUUUGAAGCCGUGGCCGUGUCUUUCAGUGAGGAGGAGUGGACCCUGCUGGAUCCAGACCAAAGGGCCCUCCACAGGGAAGUCAUGGAGGAGAAUCUGUGGAUCGUGGCCUCUCUGGGUAAUUGGCAAGGGAAGGAGACCAAUGAAGAACCAAGUAUGUCUUCAUUGCAGAAAGUGGACUUUCCAUUGAAAGAAGAGAAGGAAACAGAAACUGCCAUUCAGGAAACAUGGAGGAACACAACUUAUGCUUCUGAGUUUGAAGACAUCUGGGGAAUCUCAUUCCAAGAACUCUUAGAAAAAGGAAAUGGAAGAAAUGAAUGCCUUUCCCCUUGUUAUGGGAGGAGCCUUGAUUUUAAAGACAGUCUUCACUUUACGAUGGGCCUUCAUACAGAAAGGAAGCCAAAAUGUGUGUUUUUAGUGUGCGGAAAGAACUUUGGGUGGAGUUCCCAGUUUAUGCCGUAUCAACAGUCCCUCAUGAGGGACGAUCCAUUUAAAAAUUUGGAGUGGGUCAAAAGUUUGAGUCCCAGCAGGCAGUUCCUCCAUCCUCACGCUGCGGAGAAGCCAUUCCAGUGCUUGGAGUGCGGGAGCAGAUUCAGUCGGAAGUCGAACCUCACGGCGCACCAGUUAGUUCACACCGAGGGGAAACCGUUCCAGUGCCUGGAGUGCGGGAAGCACUUCCGGUGGAAGCAGAAGCUCACUCAGCACCAAGUCAUUCACACAGGGGAGAAGCCGUUCCAUUGCCUGGAGUGCGGCAAAAGCUUCAGCCGGAAAUCAACCCUGAUUUCGCAUCGGUUAAUUCACACCGGGGAGAAACCGUUUCAGUGCUUGGAAUGCGGAAAGAACUUCAGGUGGAAGCAGAAGUUCACCCAGCAUCAGUUAAUCCACACAGGGGUGAAACCGUUCCAUUGCUCGGAGUGUGGAAAGGGUUUCAGUCGCAAGUCGAACCUCAUUUCGCACCAGCUGCUUCACACCGGGGAGAAGCCAUUUAAAUGCUUGGAGUGCGGGGCAGAAUUUAGAUGGAAGAUGGAGCUCACUCAGCAUCAGUUGACUCAUGGCGGGGAGAAGCUGUUUCAGUGCUUGCAGUGCGCUAAAAGCUUUUGCCGGAGGUCAAGCCUAGUUUCCCACCAGUUCAUCCACACCGGGGAGAAACCGUUCCAGUGCCCGGAGUGUGGGAAGAGCUUCAGGUGGAAGCAAAAGCUCACUCAGCAUCAGUUGACUCACACGGGGGAGAAACCAUUUCGUUGCACCGAGUGUGGGAAGAAUUUCAAUCGCAAAUCAAACCUCAUGUCGCACCAGCUCCUUCACACAGGAGAGAAACCGUUUCGAUGCUCGGAGUGCGGGAAGAGCUUCAGGUGGAAGACGGAGCUCGCUCAGCAUCAAGCGAUCCACACCGGGGAGAAACCGUUUCGGUGCACGGAGUGCGGCAAAAGCUUCAGUCGGAAGUCGAGCCUCAUCUCGCACCAGUUGAUUCACACCGGGGAGAAGCCGUUUCAAUGCCAGGAGUGUGGGAAGAGCUUCAGGUGGAAGCAAAAGCUCACCCAGCAUCAGUUGAUUCACACCGGAGAGAAGCCGUAUCGGUGCAUGGAGUGCGGAAGGGGCUUCACUCACAAAAUAAGUCUCACUCGUCAUCAAGGGACUCAUGCGUUUCCAUGCUGCCGGGAGUGUGGGAAGAGCGUCCCUCGAAAGACAAGCCUCGCUUCCUAUCAAGGAACUCCGACAGCGGAGAAUUCUUCACUGUGUGUGGAUUGUACAGAGAGUUUGUGUCAGAAACCACAUGUUAAAUUGGAAGAAAAUUCUCCCUUUGACAUUAGGCAACUCACAUAGCAAACAAAAUAAAUUGUAAAUUGUUUGAG
This is a messenger RNA of Anolis sagrei ordinatus, 2794 nucleotides long. Lineage: Eukaryota; Metazoa; Chordata; Lepidosauria; Squamata; Anolidae. The record is from RefSeq and is a predicted model, not a curated record.